Molecule: messenger RNA, 2691 nt
Organism: Thalassophryne amazonica
Lineage: Eukaryota; Metazoa; Chordata; Actinopteri; Batrachoidiformes; Batrachoididae
Gene: sack1fa
Product: family with sequence similarity 83 member Fa
Exons: 5
Coding region: 40-1644 (534 amino acids)
Source: RefSeq, a predicted model, not a curated record
GCGAGCGGAGAGGUCUCAGAGGAGUUUGUCGGAGGCGCUAUGGCGGAGUCUCAGCUGCUGUGCCUGGACGACGAGCAUGUGAACGAGAAGAUACCGGAGUCCAGACCGGAGUUCUACUACAGCGAGGAGCAGCGCGCGGCGCUCGAGCAGCUGGUGCGGCGCGGCGCGGACGCCUUCCAGUGCCGCCUCAAAGCCGACAACAUCAAGGACUUCCUGUCCCCCAGGGAGCUGAAGACCAUCCGGAAAACGUUCCGGGAGUACGACACGGACAGCGACUCCGACCCCGGCGAGCAGGACAGGUGUAAGGAGUCCAGCGCCGACUCCGGCCGCUCCACAUACUGGCCCCAGAUGUCCGACACGGAGGUCCCGUCUCUGGACAUCGGCUGGUCCGGCAGCAGCGGCGUGUACAAGGGGGUGACCCGGGUGUCCGUGUACACCCACCCCCCCAAAGAACCGGGUCCCCACAUCAAGGAGGUGGUGAGGAAGCUCAUCCAGGAGGCGCACAAGGUGCUGGCCAUAGUCAUGGACCUCCUGACCGACCUGCAGAUUCUCCAGGACCUGCUGGACGCCUCGUCGCGGCGUGGGGUGGCUGUGUACGCCGUGCUGGAGGCCAAGGGAGUGGCCCACUUCCUGAACAUGUGCGCUCGGCUGCAGGUUAAUGCGGUCCAUCUGAGGAAUCUCCGUGUGCGGAUGGUGAAAGGUGCAGGGCUGGCCUUGUCCUUUGGCAAACUUCCCGGCUCUCUGUCUUCCAAAUACAUGCUAGUUGAUGGAGAGAAAGUCAUGUUUGGCUCUUACAGCUUCACCUGGAUUUCCUCUCGGAUGGACAGGAACACGAUCACAGUCAUGUCGGGACAGAUUGUGGACAUCUUUGACAGUGAUUUCCGGGAGUUGUAUGCUGUGUCUGAACAAGUUGACCUCUACAAGGAGUUCAACCUCACCAAGCCGCCUAAGUCAUCGCCAGUUAAGAGGCCGCCGGUAAAGAAAGCCCAGCCUCAGCCUCUGCCCACUUCCAUGUCUCGUUUUCAAGUGUCUGUGACGGAGUCCAGACAGAUGGACCUGAAGAUACCUGCACACAAAUACCACAAUCCAAAGUACUCACUGGUGUUUGGCAAUACCAUUGGCCUAACAGGUUCUCUGCAAGACCUGUCCUCUGUAGGUGGCUCACGGCUUGGUGGGAUAAACAACAAGAGCGGCCUGCAUAACGGUGUCCUUCACGCUAAGAGGGACAGCAGGGAAAAGCUGGAUCAAGUUGGCCCACAGAGUCCUCCCUCACCUGAGGAAGAGGGGGAGGGUGAUGGAAAGGGAGGACUGAAGAGGAACCAGAGCACAAAGAAACAGCGCAGUUCCUUCAGACACUUCCUGAAAGGCAGAGGAGCCAAUCAGGGCCCAGAGAUUAUCGAUGAAGGCGUGGUCACUCCACGGAAUCCUUCGCCCAACUGCAAAAUCUCAGAGUCCAACGGUGUCCCAGCCAGUGAGCUGGAGGAUUCAUUUGAGAGCAAUGAUAAAAUAACGCCACUGAAAUUCAAAAUCAAGAAGCCCUCAAAGCAGAUGCAGAGAAGUGUGUCUCUGCAGACCAUCAGCACAGAAGACGAAGACGGAUUCAAAGGCCGGCGGCGGCAAAAGAAGAACUGCAUCCAGUCAUGAGAUCAAAAACAAAUGGUAAAUGGACUGUAUUUACAUAGUGCUUUUCCAUCUGCAUCAGACACUCAAAGCACUUUACAAUAAUGCCUCACAUUCACUUCGAUGUGAGGGUGCUGCCAUACAAGGCGCUCACUACACACUGGGAGCAACUUGGGGAUUAAGGACCUUGCCCAAGGGCCCUGACUGAUUUUCUGGUCAGUCUGGGAUUUUAACUGAGGAUCCUCUGGUCUCAAACCCAACGCUUAACCACUAGACCAUCACCUCCCCCAAACAAGACAGAGAUUUCAUUUUGGUCAAAUAUACAAGGACAGCGUUUUUCUAAAUAUGAUUUUGGAGCAGAUGUGAUAGCUGAGAUACGGGUGGCACCAAACCGUCGACUGGGGAAAACCAAACCGUCGCGCUCAUCUGGUGACUAGGGAAAUUUUUAUUUCUGUUAAGUUAUUUUGGAGAUAAAUGUUUUGUUAAUAGAUGUUAGUUUGUUUCUUGUAAUACUUGAACCCAGAGGCCACCCAGCAGCUGAGACAUGGCUCAGGCCCUGUGAUGUCAUAUCUGCCAGUCAUCCCAGUUGCUAUGGAGACAGGAAAAGUGAUCGGCUGUGCUGUUGUACCUGAGUGUCAUGUUACUGAGGACCUGCGGGAACGCUAUGAGCGUUCAUUAGACUGUGAGUGACGCACGCUGAGCUGGACACUGCUCGUCCGCCAUCUGUCUCCACUUUGGGACUUCACAGAGGAAACGGCGCCGAGAUUAUAAUGUGAAUCCUUCAGAACCACGUGACAUAGAAAUUGUGUACGUUAAAUCACAGAAUACGAGAGAAAAACGAGAGAAAAGAGUGUCAACAAAAGAAAAACCCCUUCAGAGCAGCUGGACAGAUCAAGAACAACCUGCAAGAAGAAGAAAUCAACAAUCAAGUGACCAACAUUUUCCAGAUCUGACCGAAUUUUCUGGUUUGGAGCGUGUUGCUAUUUACAGUGAGGAAAAUAAGUAUUUGAACAAUCAAUCAAUCAACUUUUUUCUUAUAUAGCGCCAAAUCACAACAAACAGUUGCCCCAA